Molecule: messenger RNA, 624 nt
Organism: Ochlerotatus camptorhynchus
Lineage: Eukaryota; Metazoa; Arthropoda; Insecta; Diptera; Culicidae
Product: thialysine N-epsilon-acetyltransferase
Exons: 3
Coding region: 16-609 (197 amino acids)
Molecular function (GO): N-acetyltransferase activity
Source: RefSeq, a predicted model, not a curated record
UUGUUCAAUUAAACCAUGGCAACCCCACAUUGCGUAAUUGCUAGGAAGACUAGAAAAGAAGAUCUAGGUGCUGUUUUAGAAAUGAUACAGGAACUGGCAGACUUUGAAAAAAUGUCCGAUGGACCGCAGCUGACGGUAGAAGACUUGAUCCGGGAUGGAGGAUUCGACGAAGAUCAAUCAACAAAGACGCCAGUAUUUCAUAGCUUUGUGCUCGAACUCACGGACCCGGUCCAGACUGGGGAAAAUGAAGAAAUUCGAACGUCAUCUACGUCUGGCAGUGACCUUUCGACCCGCACCAAAUUGAUUGGUUACGCGAUCUGCUUCUACUCGUACUCUACGUGGCAAGGCAAGGCGUUCUUCCUGGAGGACAUCUACGUUAAGCCGGACUAUCGAAGCCAUGGCUACGGCAAGCUACUGUUCACCACUCUGGUGCACCAUGCGCGGGAAAAUGGCUGCUCUCGAUUCGACUUCCACGUGCUCGCAUGGAACCCGGCGAAAAAGUUCUACCACGGGAUGGGAGCAGAGAACCUGACCGAAACCGAAGAAUGGGAAUUCUUCCGGUUGACUCGAGAUAAAAUGGACAAACUGUGCGAGAACUCAGUAAAGUAGUUUUGGGAGGCAAUU